This is a messenger RNA of Adineta steineri, 3045 nucleotides long. Lineage: Eukaryota; Metazoa; Rotifera; Eurotatoria; Adinetida; Adinetidae. The record is from the annotation of a GenBank genome assembly.
AUGACUGAUACUAUAUUUGAUAAUAAUAGUAAUUCCGAUGUUGAUACAAAUCAAUCACCUAUAGUUGAUUCAAUAUUUUCUAAUAACGAAGAAGAACGACAAACAAGAAACAAAUCAACUGUUCAAAAUUCAAUAAUUAAUGAACCAAAUGUUAUUAAACGUAAUAAAACAGUUAAUAAUAUAAGUCGAUUAAGUUUCAAUGAAUCUGAGCAUAUUGAUCAUGAAACGAAAUUAUUCCGUCGAUUAAGUAGUUAUAGUGAUCAAUCUGAUCAACAAUGUAAAGCUUCACAUGAUCACAAUGAUUUUCAUUUAUCUGAUUCUAUGAAUGACGAUUUAUGCUUAGAAAAAACAGGAUGGCUUAAUAUUAAACAUUGGUUAACUAUUCAAAAUCAUGAAAAUAUUCAAUUAAAAUUAAAACCACAUUGGAAACGUUUUUGGAUUUGGUUAAAAGAUUCACAUAUUCAUUUAUAUAAAAAUUAUUCCGAUAUAAAACCUAAUUUUAUGAUAAAUACAAUUGAUUGUCUUUGUUAUCCAUCACCUGAAUAUCGACAUCGACAAAAUGUAUUUAGUUUAACGACAAAUACUGGUGAUGUGUAUUAUUUUCAGUCAUCAAAUCAAUCUGAAGUAGAUCAUUGGAUAUAUUGUAUACAUUUAAAUGGUUUAUCAAAAAUAAAUAUAAAUUUAUUAAAAUUAAAUUUGAAACAAUUAGAAAAUGAUAUUAUUGAUGAAAAUCGAAUGCUUAAAUUAUCUCAAUUAAAAUUAAAAUUAUCAAUUAAUAAGCAAACAUAUUUAUCUAUAUUAAAACAAAUUGAAAUAAAAGAAAAAAAAUUAGAAAUAUUUCAUAUUGAUUUAUUUCGUAAGAAAUGUUAUUUAUGUGCCUUAAAUCAAAAUCAAAAUCAAAAUUUACCAAAUUCAACAGAUUUACUUUUACAAAUUUCAACAACAACAAAAAUUAUUUUAGAUAAUUUAAAUGCUUUUACACCUUGUGGUUUUUAUGCAUAUAUCAUUUCAAGACGAGUAUUAGAUUGUUCAAAAUCUAAAUCAAAUGAUAAAAUAAUAUUUUCAUCAUUGACAGAUGUGGAUCAAUCUAUUGUACAAACGGUUUUAUUCGAUUCAAAUCCUCAAAGGAAAAUUAUUAUAUCAAUCAAUAAAAUGACAACUGUAAAUGAAUUAUUAAAACGUGUUACUGAUAAAUUAGAUUUAGUAAUGGAUGACCAUUUUCUUUAUUGUCAUUUAACAUCAAAUGAUGGAUUCAAACCAAAUGGGCACGAUAUACUUCAUAAUUUAACGUAUACAUCCAUUGAAUUACAUCAAAAGGUUACCUAUCAAAUAAUAUUAAAUAAUCAACUUAAUGCAUCUGGAAUUGAUAUUAUCCAAGAAUAUCCCUUAACUAUUUUUAUAAAAAAUGUCAGAAAAAGAAGUGAAGGCGCACGACUUGGAAUAAUGAAAGGUGAUGAAAUUAUUAUGAUAAAUAAUAUAAAUGUAAAAGAUCUUGAUUCUACAACAUUUAAUCGUUAUUUAAAUCAAAUACCCAUUACAUUAACUUUUCGUUCAUCAAGAUUAGAUGAAAUAAUUCAUACUUCUCAUACAAUUCAAUCAAGAAAAAUCACAUCCUCAACUAUUAAAUAUACAAAAGAAAUUGAUCAAUUAUCAUCAGUAUUUACAAAACCAAACAAUGAAUCUCAAUCGAAAACAAACAUAUUUAAUAUAAAUAAUGAACAACAAUCUCAUAAUAUAUUUCAUUCAAAUAAUCAACAAAUACAAAAAAUUAUCUUUGAAUUAAUUGAAACGGAAACAUCUUAUGUUCAAGAUCUUCAAUGUUUAAUAGAUCAAUAUAUUGAACCCUUACGUAGUAAUUCAACUAUUUUACCAUCAGAUUCUGUUGAAUCACUUUAUAACAGUGUUAAAAUAAUUCAUCAAUUACAAACAAGAUUUCUCGAUUAUCUUCAAUCAAAUUUAUUAACUAAAAAUAUUAUCAUAUCAAUAGCUGAAACAUUUAUUCGACUUUCGAAUGAUUUUAAACUUUAUUCAACAUAUUGUAUAAUACAUUUACAAAUAAAUCGUUUAUUAAAUCUUUAUCAAAAUAAUGAACAGUUAAAAGAUUUUUUAAUUGCAUGUAAUCCAUAUCAUCAACAUUCAUCAUCAUUUCAAUCGUACUUAAUAAAACCUGUUCAACGUAUACUUAAAUAUCCAUUAUUUUUACAACAAAUGUUUAUCUAUUGUACUACAGAAGAAAAUGAUCAAAUAUUAUUAAAAGAAAAAUCAAAAUUAAAAAAAGCAAUUAAAAUAAUGAAUAAAAUCAAUGGAUAUAUUAAUUCUAUGCAACAACUUUAUGAAGAUUUUGGUCAAUCAUUCGAAAAUUUUGUUAAAAAUUAUCAAGAAAAACAAAAUAAAAUAUUUGAACUUAAUCUAUCUGAUUUAUAUGCAUACGGAGAAAUUAAAUGGAUUAAUAUGUAUCGAUUUAUUUCAAAAAAAAAUUCUCAAAAUCUAAAAAUAUUUUGUUUCAUUUUUCAAAAUGGCUGUCUUUUGUUAGUACGUGAACAGUUAAAUAAAAAAAAUCAGAGUUCAUUAUUCAAUUCUCAAUCAAAUAACAAUACAUCUGAUUGUUUUCUUCGAUUUUUACCAAUGGAACAACUUCAAGUUGAAGUAAUCCAUCUUACUGAUAAAUCUCAUACUUAUACAUGGCAAUUAAUUCAAACAGAUCCAACAACUCAUUUUCAAACAUAUUUUCAUUUUGCGAAUAGAGAUGCUGAAAUAUUUGUUAAAACAAUCAAUAAUUGUAUAUCGCAAAUUCAAUGUGAAAAUAAUGAAUACAUUUGUAUAUCGAAUAUAUGUGAUUCUCUGGCUAUAUCUUUUGAUGAAGAACAUAUCUUAUCAAGUCGUUCGUGUCAUAACUUGUUACCAAUAUCUUCAUUGAGAAAUGAAUAUUCAGAAAAAAAUCGUUCUAGAACGAAUCGACAAAGUCAAUCACCUAUAUGGAAACGACGAACAUUAUCUUUACGAAAACGUCCAUUCUCAAUGACACAUAACAAAGAUAUCAUUUGA